AACUUGGAGUAACAAUCAAAACAGACUUAACUAACUGCUAACCACUUCUAACCACCAAACUAACUUCCACAUGUCUCUACAGGAGUGUGAUUUCUUUAAAUUUUAUUUUUUAAUUUUACACCUACCAUUAAAUAAAUUGAAUUGAAAAUGAAUACAGUCAAUUUUGAUAAAUAAAAACAAGAACAACGUUCUAGGACGGAAGUAUUAAUUUUUCAUUACUCAUUCACAAAGAUUUUUUAAUUAAGCCCGUCACCCACUCACCCCUAGACCUGCCCUUCUCUCACUCUUUUUUUCUUUAGCACCGAAUCCGCCGCCGCUGCUCGGAGAAUAAGAACCAGAGUUCAACCGCUUUUUUCCGAUCUGCUCCGUUCCAUAUUGCGUCGUGCAGCGGUGCAGCCCAGCCAAAGCCAGAAGGAAGUCGCCCACCUACACGCUCCACUGCUGCAGAGUCUAGCCGCUGCCCUCCAGACGCCGCCUCGCCGGAAACUCUCCAUCCUCCAGGUCCAAGUCCAGGUACGGAGACACAGACAUGACAAAGAGAGAGAAGUCCGUAAAUGUAUCUGGGAAGCCCAAGCAUUCCCUCGAUGUGAAUAGAGAUGGCAGUGGAACUAAGGGUGGCCGUAGCGCCGGCACUGUACGGCGGCUAAAGAUGUACAACAAUAGGCCUAAGCGUGAUCGGAAGGGAAAAGUGUUAAAGCACGAAUUCCAAUCCAAGGAUCUGCCUUCCACUCGGAUUCAACCAGAUCCCCGAUGGUUCGGCAAUACACGAGUAGUAGAUCAGAAAAAGCUGGAAUUCUUCCGUGAAGAGUUGCAAAACCGGAUGUCUAGUAGCUACAAUGUAAUCUUGAAGGAUAGGAAAUUGCCAUUGUCCCUUUUAAAUGAUCAUCAGAAGCAAGCAAGAGUUCAUCUGCUUGACACCGAGCCUUUCGCUGAUGUGUUUGGACCUAAAGGGAAAAGGAAACGCCCAAAGCUUAUGGCAUUAGAUUAUGAAUCACUAUUAAAGAAGGCAGAUAUUUCUCAAGAUUCAUUUGAAGAGAAGCACAGUGGAAGUGGUCACGUGGAAGGAAAUGAAGAUGGGGUUAGAGAUGCUGUACGACAUACCAUGUUUGAAAAGGGUCAAAGUAAACGCAUAUGGGGCGAGCUCUACAAAGUCAUAGACUCUUCUGAUAUUGUUGUUCAGGUAUUAGAUGCCAGAGACCCACAAGGUACAAGAUGUUACCAUCUUGAGAAACAUUUGAAAGAGAACUGCAAGCAUAAGCACAUGAUUCUUCUCCUGAACAAGUGUGAUUUAGUUCCGGCUUGGGCAAUUAGUGGCUGGCUAAGGGUUUUGUCCAAGGAAUAUCCCACCAUAGCAUUCCAUGCGAGCGUCACCAAAUCCUUUGGCAAGGGCCCUCUGUUGUCAGUAUUGAGACAGUUUGCUCGGUUGAAGAGUGACAAGCAGGCAGUAUCUGUGGGCUUUGUUGGUUAUCCUAAUGUUGGGAAAUCGUCAGUUAUUAACACAUUGCGAUCAAAGAAUGUUUGCAAGGUGGCUCCUAUCCCUGGAGAGACCAAAGUCUGGCAAUACAUAACUCUUACAAAACGGAUCUUCCUGAUUGACUGCCCUGGUGUUGUUUAUCAAAGUAAAGAUUCUGAAACAGAUAUUGUCUUGAAGGGUGUGGUACGUGUGACAAACCUGCAAGAUGCUUCUGAGCAUAUUGGUGAAGUGCUGACCCGUGUGAAGAAGGAGCAUCUUGAAAGAGCAUAUAAGAUAAAGGAAUGGAAAGAUGAAAGUGACUUUCUUCUUCAGCUAUGCCAUGCAACAGGCAAACUCUUGAAGGGAGGAGAACCCGAUGUAAUGACUGCUGCAAAGAUGAUACUCCAUGACUGGCAGAGAGGAAAGAUACCCUUCUUUGUGGCACCCCCCAAAACAGAAAAAGCCGCAACAGAAGAGCAAAAGGACGGCGGCGAAGGAGAGGAAGAGGAGGCUAGAAGAGCAAUUGCGGACGCACUGUUAUCAUCUCAGCAGCUAACAGACAUUCCUGUUCAGACAGGCUUGUACAGCGAGAGUGAGUUGCGUGGUGACAGUAGCCCCAAGCUCCCUGAGAACGAAUGAUUUGCCCUCAUCAAAUUUUGUUGAUGAAGUUUUGGAAUUCCAUUAUGUCGUCGUCUAUCUGCGAAUCUUAUUUAUUUUUCUAUCCACCAGAUAUUCGGUUGUUUUUUUUGAACUUAGUGCAUGUAACAACAACCAGAUGUGGUGUAAUACCCCGAGUAUUAGAACACGUAUUAGUCGCCUCCGAGAUGAGGUGGAAUUCGCUAUCGAGUGCAGUUAUUUGUUAUUCUAUCGAUGAAUGCUAUUGACACCAUUGAGUUAGUACUUCAAAUUU
Messenger RNA from Cuscuta campestris, 2363 nucleotides. The record is from the annotation of a GenBank genome assembly. Lineage: Eukaryota; Viridiplantae; Streptophyta; Magnoliopsida; Solanales; Convolvulaceae.